Solenopsis invicta (red fire ant) is the source of this 2078-nucleotide messenger RNA. RefSeq lists its product as uncharacterized. Lineage: Eukaryota; Metazoa; Arthropoda; Insecta; Hymenoptera; Formicidae. The transcript is spliced from 4 exons. Bases 625 to 1590 code for a protein of 321 amino acids. The record is from RefSeq and is a predicted model, not a curated record.
ACAGUAAGAUAAAUUAAUAGAAAGUUACGAGUUAGUACGCGUAUCAAGUGCUCGAUGUAAACUAGGCCUAUGACCGGAGCACGCGAACCACUUAACCUCCAAAAGCCUUGCUUAAUACGUCCUCGGACACGUCUUCGCGAAGAUCGUCUUAUUUAUAAAUGUGUGCAUGAAAUAAGACAGUCUUAAAUGACUAUGAAUUAAUGACUAACAAGGUAGCCUUAAGCACAUGCUUAGAUGUGUUUAUGAAUCACAUUAAGACAUUCUCAAAUAAGAUCAUCUUGAACAAGGUAAGCCUUGAGCAUUUGCUUAAAUCCUGCCUUGUUUUUCGACUAUGAAUCUAGAGGGCACUUUAAGAUUAAACUUAAGGUGAUCUUAAGAAUAAGUUCCGACUAUGAAUACGGGCCGUAAUGAAUUUGUGACGUCACGCGCUCACGGUGACCAUGGUUCCGAGGUGGGUCGACGUGAGCGUUUGCGUCAUUUGUGCGGGAAAUAGUUUUUGAAUCACAGUCGACUGCCAUUACAGCCUGCAUUGUCAAUAUUUAUUUUGUGUUCCGAUUCUUCACGCAACAUAGAACUCAGUGCCUCUUUCUAAAAAUUAUAUUGUUCCUUUAACUUUCUUUAAAAAUGAACGUACAAAAAAUCAAUCGUGUGCCUUUUUCAGUUUUUGUAGAGGAUAUUGGGAAAACAUUUACAUUUCAAUUAACAGAAGUAGAAGCUGCAAGAGCAACUACAGAUAGUGUUUUUAUAUUAGACUUAGUUAAUAAAGAGUAUGCAAGGCAGAAGAAAACACAAAUUAGCAAGACCAAUGAGAGACUUGACCUUUGUAAUACAUUUAUGGAAAAAGAUUUAUCUCCUGUCCCGUGCUCAUCUAUCUCAGAGGUAAAUGAUUCUCUGGACAUCACAUCUGCACAAUCAGAUACUGUAUACUCAGUACCGCACACUUCAACACAAAAUGUUGAAGAGUCAACUGAUAAUGAAAAAACUUUAUUUAUAUGGUCAUCAAAGACUGUAUACUUACUCCUGGAGAAAUAUGAGGAACGAAUGAAUGAAUUCUCUUCGGGAACAAAACGUCAUUCUAAAAUCUGGGAAAAUAUUGCAAGCGAGAUGAAUAAAGUUGAUCCAAAUAUUGCAGUAUCAGGACCACAAUGUCAGUCAAAAAUGAAUAGCAUGAAAAAAAUAUAUAGAAAAAUCAUAGACCACAAUAAUAUAUCUGGAAAUGAUCGAAAGUCAUGGCAAUAUUUUGAGAUAUAUUUUAUCUACAAUAGAAUGAAUGAAUUAUUUGGAAAAUCAGGAUGGGCAAAUCCGAAAGCAACAGCAUCAGAUUCUGGACCUUCAUCUCUUGCAAAUUCAACAGAUGAAAAUAGCAAUAUCAAGAAACCUGCCAUUAAAAAAUUAAAAUCUGAUAAACUUUUAGAUGAAUUUGUGAAACAAAUGAAAGAAGAUAGACAGGAGAGAGAGAAGAAAAAAGAGGAAAGGCAAUUAAUUAUAUUGCAAGAACUAAAAGAACAAAAAGAAAGGCAGCAUAAAGAGAAAAUGGAUAUAAUGAAAACAUUCUGCGAAGCUAUUUCAGGCAAAAAAUUAUUUGACUAACUAUUUUUACAUGAAAGAUUUGAGUUCCUAUAUUGUGUGCAAUUUUUAAGUUAACUUUAUUGUAUUCAAAUUUUUUAUCUUUAGUCACUUUCUUCAUUUAUUUUCAUUUUAUAUUUUAUGUAUUUCUUGCUACUUACCAUUGUACUUACUGUGAUUUUAUUAAUUAUUCUGCGUUUUAAAAUAGAUAUGACAAUUGUGAUAUUGGUUUAAGCAUAAUAUCUAUGAACUUUAUUUUUUUUUAUGUAUGUUGUUUAAACAUAAUAUCUAUGUAUUUAAAUUUUUUUUUUAUGUAUUUUUAUGUUUAAGUAUAAAGAUAUACUAGAAUAGGUGCACACAACAAUAAAAAAAUGUAAAGACUGAUUCAAAUUAAUUUGCAUACAUUUAUUCAUUUUUAUAAAGAUUUAGUUGAUGAGGAAAUAGUUUAUAAGAGUUAAUACAUUAAAAAGAUUUUAUAAAUUACGCAAAUACACGUUCAUUAUCUCUCAUUA